Spirometra erinaceieuropaei is the source of this 676-nucleotide messenger RNA. The record is from the annotation of a GenBank genome assembly. Lineage: Eukaryota; Metazoa; Platyhelminthes; Cestoda; Diphyllobothriidea; Diphyllobothriidae.
AUGACACCAAGGUAACUGGGAGAGUGAAAUUCACAUUCUCAAAACAAACAGGUACAAUAUUUCUUUACAAGAUGAGCGAGAGGUAGCCUUGGCUCGGUUGAAGCUACUCUGUGACAAUAAAAUGAUCUCAGCGAAAGACUUCUUGUCCAAUCCACAGCGAAUUUUUGCUGCACACGAAUUGUCAGCCAUACUUGAUCCAUCUAUGACCACGAAAAUGACCGUACAGUUUAAUCUUUUUGGCGGGACUGUUCUCAAACUCGGCACCGAAAAGCAUCACCAAAUACUUGAUGGGGUCGAUUCUCUAGAGGUAAGUCUAAUUACUACCUCAAUGCUACCCCUUAGACCUCAUUGGCAAUGUUUGGUUAGUCAAUCACCACUAUAUUUUGAUGCUUUACCGUCGAUUAUUUGGUCGUGCCUAGUGAAUAGCCCAGCUUCUCAUACCAACCUGAGGGUUUAAGUAUGAGCAAAAGUCAUAUCGGUAGUAAAUAUUGUUACAUAACGUCUGGAAAUAUUCCAUCUUUCGCACUGAGUUAAUUAGGACCUCACAAUUUUCUUAUUUCAAAUCGAUUUUAGACAGAUAAACGAUUCUUGGAGCUUGCUAUUCUUUUCCACUACAGGAAGUUGGGUGCUUCGGUCUCACAGAACUGGGCUAUGGUAACAAUGCUGUUGAAAUGGA